Molecule: messenger RNA, 573 nt
Organism: Trichoplusia ni (cabbage looper)
Lineage: Eukaryota; Metazoa; Arthropoda; Insecta; Lepidoptera; Noctuidae
Exons: 3
Coding region: 95-478 (127 amino acids)
Biological process (GO): mitochondrial respirasome assembly; mitochondrial electron transport, cytochrome c to oxygen; regulation of oxidative phosphorylation
Source: RefSeq, a predicted model, not a curated record
ACCAGGGUUUCAUAACGUGACUGAUAAGUACUUGUUUCGUAAUCGUUCGAUUUUCAGCUACUUUGCAGGCCUGAGUAGAUUUUUCUCUUCCAAAAUGUAUCAUCAACUCAGCAAAGUUUCUGGCAGGCUUGUUGCCUCUACCCACUUGCAAAGCCCGCUCUUCCCCGUGGCGCCCGUUGCGUUGCAACGAGUGGAAGCUCCAGCCAUCCAGUACACCAGUACUCACAUGUCGACUGUUGCUGAUGCCUGCCCCACUGGCAAGACAAGGCUGAUUCCUGGAACCAACACUCCUUACGCUCCUCUCUCAGAGAAAAUCCGUCAAAGGCAGGCUCUGUUCCAGAAAGAGGAUGAUGUCCCAGUGUUCCUGAAGGGCGGUCCCUUCGACGGAAUCCUGUACCGUUUUACUCUCGCUCUCUGCAUCAUCGGUCUUGCAGGAGUUGGCCACACCAUCUUCACCCACGCUGUACCCAAGAAGUAAAUACACGAAUAAAUUAAUUACUAAAUAUGUAUUAGUUGCCUGUGUUAAAAGUGUCUCAGCACUGUAAUUAGAAAUAAACGAAAAUCAUAUUUAAA